CGUAGUGUUUCAGGAGUGUAAUACACCAAUUAAGUUAGAGUUUUUUUUGUUUCAGAACGAAGAGUAGACUGGUAAUUUUCAACAAUUUUGUGAUCCGUAAAGGCUGACUCAGCAACUACAUUAUGUUGUCGACUCUCCGCGUGUCCACGGGCCGGGCGACUCGGCCAUGUUCUCGGAUGUUGCAGGGCCUGCAGCGAAGGACUUUCUUCGGCGUGAAAAAUCCGAUGGAGGUAGGAAACGUCGUCUUGUUGAUAGAGCAACGUUAGAAUCCUGAGUCUGUGAGUUUUGAUAUGUGGUCUCUACUCAGAUUAGGCAUUUCUUUGAUAUCAAUAUUCAUCACACACAUUCCCUGGCAAGCAUGUGCUACUUAAAUAUCUACAUCAGAUUGUCCUUGACAAUCCUCGACCUUUCCAACACCAACAGACCGGCGAGGGCGGUAUGUUCGUGACGAAGUAUAAGAUAGUGAAGCCAGGCAAAGCAGGCAUCGAUUGGGACGAUUUUUUGCUGACACUACCAUCCCGCGAUCAGCUCGGGUCAGAGACGAAACAAGUAGAGACGUUUCUUAAUUAUGACGAAUAUGCAUUUGACUUUGAGAGAACAUGUAUAACGAUAACUUUCUCUUAGCGAAUCUUUCUUGUGUGCAAGUGCACGCAGUUGCCUUCUCGUACUAGUGUCGUGUGGUGUCCAUCUUUACUAGCCCAUGAGGCAGCACUCGCUUGAGUGACCUUCGCAUCAGAAAUCUUCUUUCGCAUAGGCGAAACCUAGAUAGAACCUCCACCAUCAAGUAGUAAACGACUUCUCAUUUUUUUAUAAUAAACAUAUUUAUGAAUAUUUAUAAACCUCGUAGUCCUAGUCGUAGAUUUAUUUCUUCAAGCAAUUAUCGAACCCGACGCCCCUCUUCUAAUGAAAGUACCUCAAAGUGGUCACAGACCAUGAGAAGCGGCCAAAGGAUUUCCAGGAUUUCCUAAAGCGCGCGAAAGACGGACUUAACGUAGAAGCCGACGUCUACGUGUCAACGGAAGAACUACUCAGCGUGAUGUGGCAAAACGGAUAUGCUGAUAAGGUAAAGUUAGGAAUCUCGGUGUAUGAGGUGACAUUUUCAGUAGAAGUAGCAUUUUUUCAGAAUAAACGAAUACGCGGAUGAGGUGAGGUUUUCAGUGAAGACUAUAAAUUUUUUUAGACCUCCAGGACUUUUCUCGUUGCACCACGUAAAGAUUUUUGGAAAAAUGCAGCCAGGUGCAAGACCUGGGGCACAGCCAUACACCCCGGCAAUCGCGUGACUGUAGGCCUCCGGUGUCGUCGACAUUCGCAGAGAGGCAACCGCCGAGGGUACCUGGCUCGCCGUCCAUGGGGCCAACCUCCGACGCGGAGGUCUGAGCCAGGCAAGGGGUGCCCGAAAGCGGCACUUUUUGGCCAGAACUGAAAGCCUCACCCUAUCCGCAUAUCCGUUUAUUUCUACACCGAGGUUUUCAGUAGAGACUAUAAAUUUUUACGAAGCUCCUGGCUGAUACGUUCUUGCAGUCCACUUUGCUCACUACCCACCUAACACAAAAACGGAUGUCCCGUUUGCAGCAGCUGCACGUAGUAGAUACAUUUCUCAUCAUCUCUCCACAUCACAGGAGCGCACCUCACUGCAGUACACCUUUCCUGCUGAUUACAAGUUUCACUAUCCUGAACUGGCCGUGCUCUUCGACCUGAGUGAAGAGGAUGCGUACAAGUACUGCAUGAGAGUGAGGAUAGAGGCAUCUCACAUCGGUCAACUCCAAACGCAGAAGAUGAAGGAAGGAGGAUGGGUGCGAGAUCACUGGUAGUUUUUGACAGGGCUAAUCUUCCUUCUUCAGUAUCUCGCUUAUUUUAUUUAAGUAGUUACUCGCUUAUUUCAGUUUACCGAAUAGAGUUUCCCUUUAGAUUUUGUAGGGACCUGUUUGUCAACUGGAUACUUACGCAAACAUACGCACGCAUUUAUCCACAGACACCCUCCAGCAUCCUCCCUGUUCAGGUUGAUCUUCGGAGCAUCCAUCUUCAUGCUGAAGACGUUUCCGUUUUUUAACUACUAUUUCGCCCUGAAGAGUUUCGGGACAGGCAUGGUGAUGUGGACCUCGUAUACUGCAUUUGGUUAUGGCGAUUCGAUGUUGUUACUCAGAUCGGUUUGAUGGCUUUGCCCAUUUAGGAAAUUUACAAUUUUAUGACCCUCGCUGCAGCUGCUGGUUUGUUACGUCGACCAUCAGGUUCUUCGUAUACCACCUACAUCUGCAUGCAAAAGCGAUAGAAGCUACUAAUAAAGAAAGACAGAGCAUCAACAAAAUUUUUGAGAUCAAUCUACAUCUUCCAUCACUUCUAACCGACCCGAUACAUUGGCGACGUGGUCUCUCGAAACGAAUUUAUGGCACAGCAGAAGACGGCUAGCGACGUAAUGGAGGGAGAGGACAAGAUCAUGGCAGCAAUGAAGAGAUUCGCCAACGACUCAAGCUGUCUCGACAAAUUAGCGUCCUUCAGCUCGGAUAUGGGGGUACUAGUUUUUUCUUGAUCUGGAGUUGAGAGUGAGCUCGUGUUUUUUUCGAUUUUUGUGGACGAGGAAGUAGCUAUUAAAAAAGGAUCAUUGGAGGUACUUUUGUUGCUUAAUCAUGUUCAGCUACUUCCUGUCGUUUGAUUUAACACAGCCAUCGAUGGCGACCUAUCGGAAGGCAUUGAUCGAUCAGGAGAGGCAUUCGCUGCUAUCGAAGGCACAAAAGCAGCUCUCGAAUAUCCUAGCGUUUGAGGACUCAACGUCUGCUAAGCUGCAGGAAUCCAUAGUAAAGGAGGUGAAAUCCGAUUUCCAAAGAAAAUUUACAGGGGAUAAAGGUUAUGAAAUCUUCCGUCGCUACGAAAACGCUUCUUCGAGUAUUUGAAGCAAAGACUAGUGCUCUGGCUCUAUUGAUAGAUAUAUUUUGUUGUUUAAAGAGAUGUGGCGACUUGGUCUUCUUUGGUUCAAAAUCAUUAUUUUACGUGCGAGGUCAUGAGCAUCAUGAAAGAGAUUCCUAGAUGUUGCACCCCUAUCGACCAGCACUUAGCCUUCAUCUUCUCCUCCCUCUACUCCCUUCAUACCCCAAUGCAGUCAGCGGCUUUCGAAUCUGCGUUAGCCGGUAUUGCUGGUGGCAAGGGCAACGACCCAGUUCUUGGGUUUUUCGCCACUAGCUUGAAAGCCAUCGAUCUUUCAGGCAAAGCGAAGGCGAAUUUACGGUUAGCUUUUAUCCAGCUUUCUCAACAUCUCGAUACCUUUUUCCCUUGUGUUUCAUGCGAAAGGGGUCGAGCUGAGGGCACCGAGAUGAAUAAAAGCUGACUCUAACGACUGCAGCAGGCUCAGUGAGCGAGCGACUAGCGCACUUACAGGCCGAGCAGGAGAAGGAGUUCGUAAAAACGUUCUACAUCAGUGGUGAGGAGGCGGCAACCGCAAAGAAGUCAGGAAAUGAACAGAGUAUGCAGCAGCUGUACGCGAAGGUCGGAUACCAUGUGCUUGGCUCUUUUGGGCUUACGGAGGUAUUUCGAGAGUCUGUUGCAGUUUCUCAGACGUGUUUUCUCUUUCGCACCCUGUCCAAAUGACACCUUGUUUCAAAAAGAUUAAGAUUUUCGUCUUCAAGAGCAUCACAUUGACUGACUUCUCCAAGUUGGGUAGUAUCCCGAGAAAACUUCUCCUGAUACUCACUCUCCUUUCCAGGUACCAGAGAAGCCUAGUAUGCCGUCAGCGGACAAAUAUGUCGGAGAGAUUGCGGAUGCAGCGAGCAAGUUGGGCAAAGAAAUCGAAAAGAAGCGACUUGACAGCUUCCAAGCUGCUUUUGCCUAAGUGAUACAGAUACUUUUUGAACCCGUGAUGCUUGUUACCUUGUUUGUCUUAGCAUUUUCCCAAUUCCGCUUAUUUCUACUGGCUUUCUGUGGCAUGUUCAAUGCUCUUGGUUGUGUUUCACGUAAAUACCUCGCACAGCGCACGAUGGUUCUUGUCUCGGAGAAUGCUUCGCCAUGCCGCUGUCUUCGGGCUCAUGUGAUUGAUUCUCACAUUUUUCCUUCCUCGUUACUCAUCUUAUAUAUGGGACAAACUCUGAUGAUGUGAUCAGCAUCCGUUGAUUCCAACCUACUGGGUAGUACAAAGAUUCUUACGACCUUUAGAUUCAGCGCCUACCCUAAUCGCUCAGAAGGCCAAAGAGUCGAAAAAUCCAGGAAAGAAAGAGAAACCCAAUUAUCUAUAAAGUAAGUACCAGGCUAAAGAUCUUCAUCUUUCUCAACAAAGCCAUGCCGAGA
Messenger RNA from Amoebophrya sp. A25, 4272 nucleotides. Lineage: Eukaryota; Dinophyceae; Syndiniales; Amoebophryaceae. The record is from the annotation of a GenBank genome assembly.